CUAUGGUGUCCGAGAAAAUAUAGAGAGGCAGCAGCCGGAGGGCAAAAGCUUUAAAGUUUUGCACAGGCAGAAAUAGAGAGAGAAAGGAGAAGGAAUCAGAGUGGCAAAAUGUCGACGUUUUUGCAAUCAUUUCUAGAUCCAAGGAAGAACUGGUUCGCGAAGCAGCACAUGAAAGCUCUCUCCAAACGUCUCCGCAAAUAUGGGCUCCGAUACGACGAUCUUUACGAUCCGUACUACGAUCUGGACGUGAAGGAGGCGCUUUAUCGACUCCCCAGAGAGAUUGUGGACGCUCGUACCCAGCGUCUCAAGCGCGCAAUGGACCUUUCCAUGAAACACGAGUACCUUCCCGAGGACCUCCAGGCAAUGCAAACCCCUUUCAGGACCUACCUUCAAGAUAUGCUGGCUCUUGUGAAGAAGGAAAAAGCUGAACGUGAGGCUUUGGGAGCUUUGCCUCUCUAUCAGCGCACCAUUCCUUAAGAGCUUCUUAGCAUUCCCUUGUAGCUUUUGCUCAUGGGAGUGAAUUUCUUGUUGACGGCUUAUUUCUAUGUGGUAAAAUGUUGCCAUAGCCGAAGGGUGAUGGAUUAUGUAUCUGCUUUAUAAAUUUGUUUUGCCAAUCAUUCGUGCCAGAGGUUGAAUUGUGUUAGUAUGUGAUUAUCUUGUAUUGGCAUUUUUCUAAUAAUCAAGCAGAGCCAAAUUUUAAGUUUC
Hevea brasiliensis (rubber tree) is the source of this 705-nucleotide messenger RNA. RefSeq names its product cytochrome b-c1 complex subunit 7-2, mitochondrial-like. The transcript has 4 exons. Gene Ontology annotation, biological process: mitochondrial electron transport, ubiquinol to cytochrome c. Bases 109 to 477 code for a protein of 122 amino acids. Lineage: Eukaryota; Viridiplantae; Streptophyta; Magnoliopsida; Malpighiales; Euphorbiaceae. The record is from RefSeq and is a predicted model, not a curated record.